This is a messenger RNA of Megalobrama amblycephala (Wuchang bream), 1219 nucleotides long. RefSeq names its product gastrula zinc finger protein XlCGF49.1-like. Bases 583 to 1122 code for a protein of 179 amino acids. The record is from RefSeq and is a predicted model, not a curated record. Gene Ontology annotation, molecular function: DNA-binding transcription factor activity, RNA polymerase II-specific; RNA polymerase II cis-regulatory region sequence-specific DNA binding. Lineage: Eukaryota; Metazoa; Chordata; Actinopteri; Cypriniformes; Xenocyprididae. The transcript is spliced from 3 exons. Gene Ontology annotation, biological process: regulation of transcription by RNA polymerase II.
CGCGCUACUACGUUUAUUUUGAUGAUUUUGACUCGAAAGGUUUGUUUUUUUACUCUUUUAAAGUCAUUUAAUGUGCAAACCAGAAACGAAGCAGUUCAAAACAAUUGAUACGCGCUUCGAAUCACCGGUUCGAAACGGAGUACGUUAUUUGCAAACGGUUCUAAAUCUUCACGAAGCGUGUUUCGAACGCGCCCAUCACUAACUUUAACUGUAAAACGAAUUGGUUGUUAUUGAAUGCUUUGUCUACAGUGAAUGAACGUAACAGAAAGCUUGCGUCUCAUUUCACUUCAUGUGUUUUUAAUCAGUUUGUCGUAAAUAUUAAUUCAGUCACUGAAGUAGUGAUGAAGAAGGCGUUUUAAAACUCAACUGAAUAAAUGGAUUGACAAAACUUGGACGACAACUGCAACGAGAACUCAAAAACAUCCGGAGUGUCAAAACACAGAAAAAGUGAUGGUGAAGCAACUGAGAUUCAUGUGAUAAAGAUAUUAUCAAGAUGGCGUUUAUUAAAGAGGAGAGUGAAGAAAUGAAGAUUGAAGAAACAUUCAGUGUGAAACAAGAAGAUACUGAGAACAAACAGACCUGAUGAGACUGAAAAAGAAGAGCCAAGAAGUGAAUGAAAUGGAAGAGAAAAAUCAGUUUAAGAAUCAUCAUGAUUUCAUGACUGAAGAAAAAUUCACACAGACUAAAAAGACAUCCUCACAAAAAACUUCUCAGAAGACCAAAUCUAACCGUGAUUACACAUGCCCUCAGUGUGGAAAGAGUUUUGGUCAAAAACAAAACCUUAAAGCCCACUUGAGAAUUCACACUGGAGAAAAGCCUUUCACUUGCCAGCAGUGUGGAAAGAGUUUCACUCAGAAAUGGAGCCUUAAAGUCCACAUGAGGAUUCACACUGGAGAGAGCCUUUUCACCUGCCAACAAUGUGGUGAAAGUUUCACUCAGAAAGGACACCUUAAUGUCCACAUGAGAAUUCACAAUGGAGAGAGUCCAUUCACCUGCCAACAGUGUGGAAAGAGCUUCACUCAGAAAAGGAGCCUUAAAGACCACAUGGGGGUUCACACUGGAGAGAGCCUUUUUCACCUGCCAACAGUGUGGAAACAAGUUCACUCGAAAAGCAGCCCUUAAAAAGCACAUGAAUAUCCACACUGGAGAGAAGCCUUACACGUGCCAACAAUGUGGAAAGAGCUUCACAACAAAGCUAAACUUUAAGUAUCAUAUGAAC